UAGAAUAGGAAGGACGAGAAAGAUACUACCUAGAUUGUAAGAUCAUAAGAACGGUGAUUUUAUCCGGGCCUAGGAGUCGGUAAUAUGAUAAAACUACCAACAAACCCAUACCUUCGGAGGGGAUAGCAGAUACGUUCGCUAUACUUAGUUUUCUUCUUAGAACCCCAAAUCAACAAUGCCUCGCCCGUGCCAUCUCCUUCUAGCGCUACCGUUUGCGCAAUCGUUCGUUCAAGCAGGGUCCAGCCAGGAAUUAUCAUCUUCCAAAAAGGCACAGUCCUGUACCGAAGCAUCGACAACGACAUUUUCACUUAAGAGUGCAAUUUACGUUAGGGUCGAAACAUCCCCAUAUGCUAUUGAUGCAUUUCCCAAUUCGACGCAACUUGCGUUUGAGGUGGUCAACAAUGCCAACGGUGUCUCAACUGGCUGCAGCCUUCAAAACGUCGAGCACGACAACGUGUGGCCAGACCUUAGCAAUUAUUGGUUUAAAUGUUCAGACCGAAACUACGAGGUGGACGGAUCCGAGUACCCCAUUAGCACCGGCGCAAACUUCCUUUGGGACGACAGCUGGAAAUUGAAAGUAAACCAGACCUGGAACUGCGAUAGCCGAACUGUUGUGAGACAAGUUGCUACCGCGACACUUACGCCGGACUGCAAAGAGACUUCUUCCCCUCAGCAGUAUAUAAAAAAUUGCGAUAUCUCUGAUACCGAGGUCCCGGCAACGAAUCAGUAACAGGAUUCAUUUUAACCGAUGUUGCCAUUCUACUUAAUAUCGUGAAGGUCCCCGUAUAUAAGCCUCCUCAAAUACAUAAUGCCAAUUGUACAUUUUCCAUUUUGCUACCGAUUCCAUUCCAUGUCCAUCCAUAUAACCGUGAGAUUACAACGAGAAAAUCUCGCAAGCCACGCAAAAUAUGAGAAAUAAAAGGGGAAAGGGAAGAGCGA
This is a messenger RNA of Daldinia decipiens, 939 nucleotides long. RefSeq lists its product as uncharacterized. NCBI's taxonomy places the organism in Eukaryota, Fungi, Ascomycota, Sordariomycetes, Xylariales, Hypoxylaceae. The record is from RefSeq and is a predicted model, not a curated record. Bases 176 to 730 code for a protein of 184 amino acids. The transcript has 2 exons.